AUGGAAAGUGGAACAACUACAAUUUAUAUAUUAAACUACUCCAUUGAGCUCUCCAAAGCAAAAGAAGUGAAAAUGGAAAAGAAGAAUAGAAUUUCAGCUAUUUUGGCAAUAUUUAUUUUGGCCUUUGCCUCUCCAAUUGCUUCAGAUGUUUACCCUGAAUUCGUAAAGUGGCAUGUGUACAUUGUGAAUGGGCUAAGGAACAACCAAAACCUAUUAGCCCAUUGCAAAUCCGCAGAUGAUGAUUUGGGUGUCCGCAACCUAUCUCAAGGGUCCAAUUUCACUUGGAGUUUUAGGACAGAUUUCGCCCACUCAACACUAUUUUGGUGCCAUGUGAAGAAGGACAACAACAAUGCUUGUGAAAGUGCUACAUUUGAUGUUUUUUGGUACGAUGAACGUCUUUUUCAAAAGUGUGAUUGGAAGAAGUGCAUUUGGAGUGCUAGGGAUGACGGGAUUUACCUAACAAAUAUUCAUCAAAACGUUGAUGAUUUGUAUUAUUACUGGGAUGCUGGAGAGUGA
Molecule: messenger RNA, 516 nt
Organism: Glycine soja
Lineage: Eukaryota; Viridiplantae; Streptophyta; Magnoliopsida; Fabales; Fabaceae
Product: S-protein homolog 1-like
Exons: 1
Coding region: 1-516 (171 amino acids)
Source: RefSeq, a predicted model, not a curated record